This is a messenger RNA of Symphalangus syndactylus (siamang), 3270 nucleotides long. It is a transcript of the gene LSM4, whose product is annotated as LSM4 homolog, U6 small nuclear RNA and mRNA degradation associated. NCBI's taxonomy places the organism in Eukaryota, Metazoa, Chordata, Mammalia, Primates, Hylobatidae. Gene Ontology annotation, biological process: nuclear-transcribed mRNA catabolic process; mRNA splicing, via spliceosome. The record is from RefSeq and is a predicted model, not a curated record. Gene Ontology annotation, molecular function: RNA binding.
GGUGCUGACUGGCUUGCGCCUCUGCCACUUUCUUUCAGCUUAGUGGUGCGCGGCGCGGCGACGACCGCGGGGAGCGUGUGCAGCGGCGGCGGCGGAAGUGGCCGGCGAGCCCGGUCCCCGCCGGCACCAUGCUUCCCUUGUCACUGCUGAAGACGGCUCAGAAUCACCCCAUGUUGGUGGAGCUGAAAAAUGGGGAGACGUACAAUGGACACCUGGUGAGCUGCGACAACUGGAUGAACAUUAACCUGCGAGAAGUCAUCUGCACGUCCAGGGACGGGGACAAGUUCUGGCGGAUGCCUGAGUGCUACAUCCGCGGCAGCACCAUCAAGUACCUGCGCAUCCCCGACGAGAUCAUCGACAUGGUCAAGGAGGAGGUGGUGGCCAAGGGCCGCGGCCGCGGGGGCCUGCAGCAGCAGAAGCAGCAGAAAGGCCGCGGCAUGGGUGGCGCCGGCCGAGGUGGGUCUCCCCUCUCUAGUGGACGUACCUGGGGCGGGAAGACAACCACACGCGGCAUCCCUCCUUCUUGGGGUUGGCCUUCUUCGCUGGUGCCCUCGCAGCGCUGCCUCGGAGCCUCCCGACCCUCCUGGGCCCCCCUCCUGGUCCUUGGCCAUGAGCCGAGGCCCAGGCAGAGGAGCCCCGAGACCUGGGACUCAGCCCUCCUCUCACUGCGCCUCCUGGCGGUCCUCAGGGCACAUCAAGUCACCUCCCCAAGCCUCAGUUUCCCCUCUUAGAGGGCCUGGUGGUACCCAUCUGUCCAGGCUGGUGGCACCUCCACUUGGGACCUGGCGUGGGGCCCUUUCCCUGCUGUGGCUCUAUCCAGAGCCAAGGUCUCCUGCCCCCACCGGAGAUGAUGAAUUGGCAUAAAAUUCCAUUUGUUAGGCCUGGGGGCCAUCUGUAGUCCCUGCCCCUCCUCACCUCUGUCCCUAGCUCUGUGUUCUCGGGGGGGGGGGGACCUGGGCUUUGCUUCUUCCAUCCGUGGGCACUGCCUGUGUGCUGGGCUCAGGUGCCAGCCUGGGGGCUUGCAGCAUGGCAUGGCUGCCCCCGGAAGGUCCCAGGUGCCAAUUCUGAGUGCAGGCUCACGAGGUGGUAAGGAGUGAGCCCGAGGGAGGGGCAGGGAUAGUACUCCAGGCAGGGAGCUUUGGGAAUCUCAGGGUGGGUGGGGCCUCUGGGGUCUCAGGCCUGGCUCCUUCCCAGUACUUGGGGUCAAGGUUGUUGAGAGAGUGGGUCGGGUCCUACCUAGGGAAGUGGGGAAUUUCUCUGGCCGCUCUGCAGGAAGCCACGGGGCCACGGGGUGCAGAUAGCAGCCUCGCAGUAACCCCCACCAGGCCGUGCACCCUGGCACAGCUGGUCCUGCCUGGUGAGAGGGGAAGUUGGUGGCCCAGGCCAGUGUUGGCCUCUGGCCUCUGUCCCCACAGGGACUGGUGGCCCCUGGCUGAUGAGAGCCCUGACCUCUUAGAUCCUCUGAAUCUGGACCCCUGACCCCACCUUCAUGGGGUUGAGGUCUGCAGAGUACACGGUGAUUCCAGUUCCUUUUGGGGUCAGUCCUCCUGUCCCCAGACCUCCCUGGCCCACGGCUGAGCCUCCGAGCGGGCUCUGUGGAGGGCCUGAGCUACGCUGCCUGCAGCGCUGGCCUCUGGCCCCUGGCACCCAGCACAUGGGCCUCAGGGCCAGCUCCUCUUGCUGGCCUUGGCUCUCCUGCUGUUUGAAGCCCCAGCUUUGAUUUCCUCAAGCGUUCAUCCAGCUAGAAAGUUCUCUGAAACGGCUCCCUAGACGGGGCUCACAGAGCUGGGGUCCCCGAGGGAGACAGAGAGGGAGGGAUCAAUGUUGGGUCCCGGCCUGCCCAGCCUGCUGUGUCCAGGCCUGGCCUGUGGCAGGGGUGGCGUGAAGGGGCGCCGGGCACACAGAGGGUGUGGGGACAGGCGUGCCCUGCGUGCAGCCUGCUCAGGAUUACUGUAGGCGCCGCUGUAGCGUCCACUCAGUCCCUGGGGCCCUCAUCUCCCGGGACCCCCCUGGGUGGGGGUGCUGGAGCCCCCUGUCACCUACCCAGUGGCCACAUGCUCCCACCUCAGGGGCUUCAUGGAAAAUGUCAUUUGUCCUCAUGGUCUACCUCUGUGGCCUCAGGCCUGCUGGGGAGUCCCCUCCCCUUCCCCAUCCCUGGGGCUGGAUACACAGAAAUCCCUCUUUCUGUUUUCCUCCUGGCAGGUAGAUGAGGGGCUGUGGGUGGUCCUGGAGCAUGGGAGACCCCACCUCAGGCAGCCCCCAGCCUGGCCUACUGCCCUGGUCUCUGCUCCACGCCUCUCCUACCUCCUCCUCCUCCAGGAAGCCCUUCUGGCUUUGCCCUUUAGGAAGCCAGCCCCAACCCCCGACGUGACUUAGUGUCCUCUGUCACCUAGUCCCCCCUUUCAUCCUUGGGGGCUGGGUCUAGUCCCAUAAUGAGGAUGCCCUGGAGUUCCUGCCUUCCUCAGAUGCUCUGCCCCACGGAGGAGAUCCAAAGCACCCUCAGUCCCCACCUCACACAUGAGGAAGCUGAGGCUGGGGACUUAGGUGACCUGGCUUAGAGUUUCAGGGCGCUGGGAUCCUGUCGAAGGUCCCACCCACCUGGCUCUGCUGCAGCCCCCUCUCUCUGUCCUCUAGGUGUGUUUGGUGGCCGGGGCCGAGGUGGGAUCCCGGGCACAGGCAGAGGCCAGCCAGAGAAGAAGCCUGGCAGACAGGCAGGCAAACAGUGAGCGCCCACCCAGACCGGCCGCUGCGCCCCCUCCUGCCAGGGCGGCGAUUCCGCUCCACAGUCUCGGACAGAUCUGCUCGGAAAGGAAGAGGCGGGCACCGGGGGAACCCCCUUUGUGUUUUGCGACCCUCCUUUUAGGUGAAGCCCCUUUUUCUUGCUAAAACCGGCAAUUCUCUGGUUGGAAAUGUUACUUGGUGUUUUUGGUUUUGUGAAACGGCCGUCCCAAAGCUGGCGGGAUUCCUGGAAGAGUCUGUGUUGAAGGCAUCUUUCAAGCCCUCGCUCUGGUUCUCAGGGCAGCAUUUUCCAGGCGGGUUUGUUUUGCAUUUCUCGGAGGCUCUCCAAGCAGCGACCAGACAGGAGUUUUUAUUUUAAGCUGUUCACGCCGGACUGACAGCUUGCAGAGAGUUUCCUUGGGCGCGGCCCCAAAAUUGCCUUCAAAACAAACCCGGGAUGGUUGAAAGCCUUCGAACUCAUGCAGGGGAUGCCUCGGGCCCUGGCCCUUCGCUUCCUCUCGUGUUAUGGAAAUAAAAACAAAUAAAACUACA